Messenger RNA from Stereum hirsutum FP-91666 SS1, 273 nucleotides. RefSeq lists its product as uncharacterized. The record is from RefSeq and is a predicted model, not a curated record. The annotation marks the transcript as partial. NCBI's taxonomy places the organism in Eukaryota, Fungi, Basidiomycota, Agaricomycetes, Russulales, Stereaceae. The transcript is spliced from 3 exons.
CAGUCAACUCCUCCCGAAAACGCUCCGUGAUCCGUCCAAGCCCCACUCGGCAGGACGAAGAAUUAUCUGUUGGGUAUGUGGUCCAGAUAUCCUCCACAAAAUGUCUCACUAUUCGGUCAGUAGUUUUGCCUCCCGGGAACGCUACGCGAUUCGUUCAUGCAUAACUCUGCAGGACAAAUUGCUAGCUGUGGGGUAUGUAGCCCAGACACACAACACAAUAUUUAUCACUACUCAGCGACAAUCCUCAUCCUGGAUCGAUAAAUACUUUUUUUG